AUGACGGAAAUUUCCGGAACUGCAAGCGUACACGGCAGAGACAGCUCCUCGACGGACGUGACUAUCACCAUACCACCUGCUCCAGAGCCAUGUCCCCCGCCAUUGCCGCCAUUAGAACCUCCUCGAGGAGUGCGAUUUUGGAUGGUCUUCCUCUCGACAUUACUUGUAGACAUGCUCGCUGCCCUAGACCUUACUGCGGUCUCGACUGCGCUCCCAACAGUCGUUCAACAUCUACAUGGCAGAGAUUUCGUCUGGGCCGGGGCGGCCUUCACGAUUGCUUCCACUGCAGUGCUUCCCCUCGUCGGCGGGCUUGUGGCCAGUUUCGGUCGAAAACCUGUGCUUGUUGUGUUCAUUGUCCUAUUUUGUGUCGGUUCGGUGUUGUGUGGCGCGGCCACAACUAUGGGGAUGCUCUUCGCAGGACGAGCUCUACAGGGACUCGGAAGCGGCGGAAGCAUGUCGGUCACCGACAUCGUUGUCGCCGACAUGGUGUCUCUCGCCGAGAGAGGCAAGUUCCAAGGCAUCUCCGCUGCGGUUUGGGCGCUGGCGUGUGCUGUUGGGCCACCAAUCGGCGGCGCCCUCGCCGGAUCGGGAGCAUGGCGAUGGCUGUUCUUCCUCAAUCUUCCUAUAUGCGCCGUCGCCACCGGCUUCAUCUGCACAUUCCUCCCGUCCCGGGUGCCCACCGGCAGUCUCAAGGACAAGAUACGUCAAAUGGACUGGAUAGGCAACGCUGUCAUCAUAGCGAGCACAUUGCUUGUCCUUGUCGCGAUAACGUGGGGAGGGGCCAAGUACUCGUGGACCUCGGCCCCAGUACUUGUUCCCUUCGUUGUCGGUAUUGAAGGCAUCGUGGCGUUCUUCGCUCUUGAAAGAACGUGGUUGAAGGGAAAGACAGUACCAGAACAGUUCUUCACCGACCUGACAACACUGAGUGGGUAUCUCGGCACGUUCUUCCACGGGAUCGUCUCCCUCGCUCUCAUUUACUACUACCCCGUGUACUUGCAAGCAUCCAAGUCCAACUCCCCGUCCCGCUCCGGAAUCGACCUCCUUCCCCUGGCCUUCGCCAUUCCCCUCGCUGCCAUCUUCACCGGCAUCAGCGUCGAGGUCCUCGCCCGCUACCGCCCCCAGAACUACCUCGGCUGGGCGCUCACCGCCAUCGGCUUCGGCCUGCUCACCCUUCUCAAGGCGGACUCCUCGCGCGCCCUCGCCCUCGCCCUCCAGGUCCCCGUGGGCGCCGGCCUCGGCAUCCUCUGGAUCAGCACCCAGUUCCCCGUGCUCGCGCCCAUCGCGUCCGCCGACGCCGACGCCACCGCGUACGCGCUCGCCUUCUGGAUCUUCGCGCGCACGUUCGCGCAGGGCUGGGGCGUCGUCGUCGCCGGCGCGCUCCUGCAAAACGCCCUCGAGCGCGACCUCCCGGGCGCGUUCCUCGACAGCCUCGGCAAGGGCAAGGGCGCGGGCGGCGAGGUCGCGUACGCCGCGAUCCCCUUCAUCCCGGCGCUCGCGGAGCCGCUGCGCAGGGAGGUGCGCGUGGCGUUUGCGGAGGGCGCGCGCGCGGUGUGGGUCGCGAUGACGGGCGUCGCGUGCGUCGGGUUCUUGACGUGCGUGAUGAUGCGGGAGGUGCCGAUGGAUGUGGGCGGGAGCGGCGCGGCGCCGGUGGAGAAGAAGCCGCCGCCGCCGGGUGACGAGGAGAGCGCUGUGCAUUCUGACCUGGAGCUGGAGUCGCAGGUGGCGGAGGCUGCGGGUGAAAAGUAG
Molecule: messenger RNA, 1746 nt
Organism: Epithele typhae
Lineage: Eukaryota; Fungi; Basidiomycota; Agaricomycetes; Polyporales; Epitheliaceae
Product: iron permease
Exons: 8
Coding region: 1-1746 (581 amino acids)
Biological process (GO): transmembrane transport
Molecular function (GO): transmembrane transporter activity
Source: RefSeq, a predicted model, not a curated record